CCCAUAGGGUGGUAGAGCCACAACAUAGGAGGCAUAUAGAUCCUAAACCCAUGGUUCAUGUCACUAUCCCUAUAUCCUUGAAGGAGUCUAUGGAAUUACUGACUCUUCGGGCAACUGCAUCAUUGACUGAUGUCAUUGUUCAGCAUGGCACACAAUUGGUCAGAGCAGAGGAUGUACCAACAACUGCGACAUCUCCUUCAUCAACGACACCUCCUUCAUCAACAACACCUCCUUCAUCAGUGGUACCUCCUUUAUCAAUGACACCUCCUUCAUCAGCAUCACCUCAUGCAUCAUUUGGCACAAGCCAGCCCAUUCAACAUAUGUGCCCCACUUGCCAGGGUGUAUGUUCUAGUGUAGACACUGACGUUGAUGAGGAUGGUAGGACAUCUCAUUCGUGUACAUGUUGCAGGAGUAGAUGCCAUGCUUCCACUGUAGAGGAUGUGUCCCUCACCGACGAACUGAUCAAUAUGUUGUACCCUCUCUAUCAGACACAGGGUGUAGCAGGUGGUGGGAGUACACCACAUACUUUUCAGUCAACUCCACGGUCAUGAGUAUUUUCUCCACCAGAGGGCUUAUCAAGGGCUAAGAUGUCCCAACUUGAUGAUAUCACGCUUUCGGCCAUUGACUUUGGCCAAGAUAGCUAUGCAGUACCAUUUAGAUUUAUAUAUUUUUUACUUAAGUGAUAUAUUAAAUACAUGCUCUUUUCCCUUAUGUUAAUUUUUUUUUUUGUUAGUUUACCCCACCCGCCUCGAGGACAUCUCAUGUGAGAAAGCCAUCCUCUAGCCUUCCGAGGCAGAAAAAGAUAUCCUCUCGGA
Molecule: messenger RNA, 815 nt
Organism: Cryptomeria japonica (Japanese cedar)
Lineage: Eukaryota; Viridiplantae; Streptophyta; Pinopsida; Cupressales; Cupressaceae
Exons: 3
Coding region: 51-551 (166 amino acids)
Source: RefSeq, a predicted model, not a curated record